AUGAGUAAUCAAGAUGAUAAUGAGGAUUUGUCUCAUUACAACUCUCCAAGACAAAAAAGUAGUAGCAAAUUAUCUUCCAAUUCUUCUCAGCAUAGUCAUAGUAGAUCUUCUUCUAAUUCCUCUAAGCAGCUUCAUGAUGGAUCCUGUUCAAAUUCUUCUGAACAAGAAGAAUAUACUAGUAAUUCUAGUAAUGAUUCUUUACAAAAAUAUAGUAAUAGUUUUCAUAAAAAAAAAGAUAGAAAGCAUAAAUCCCAUCAUAAUUCUUCUAAAAACCAAUCUAAAUCCUAUUCUUCUAAGCAAAUCUAUAAUAAAUCUCAUUCUAAUUCCUUCCAACAAGAAGAAUAUGCUAAUAUUUCUAGCAAUUAUUAUUUACAAGAAGAGAAUAAUAGCAGUUCUCAUAAAAGAAAGUGGCAUAGAUCUUCUUCCUUACAACAAAAUAGUAACAAGUAUCAUAAAUCUCCUUCUAAACGACAAAGAUAUAGUAGAUCUCAAAAAAAUAAACAACAAAUUUAUAAAUCUCAUACAUCUGAAGUAUCUAAAUUUAAAACUUCUCAAAUUCAAACAUCUCAAGUAUCUCAAACUCAGACAUCUCAAAAUAGGUCUUAUUUUCAUUCAGCUACAUCAUAUAAAG
Molecule: messenger RNA, 631 nt
Organism: Scutellospora calospora
Lineage: Eukaryota; Fungi; Glomeromycota; Glomeromycetes; Diversisporales; Gigasporaceae
Source: the annotation of a GenBank genome assembly